AUGACGACACCCCACGGAAAACCUCGAGCCGGUCUCGAGUGCAUGGCAACAAUGGACGACAUCACAGAGGAAGACGGCAACUACUGCGAGUUUCGAACGUUCCCGAGUCAGUCGUGGCACGCCGCGUCCUUCUGCUCGGACGUCGUCGAGCAGCUGCUGGCCACACAGUUCCACACGUUUAUGAAGAAAGUGCAAGAGACGGACUGCAAGGCCGAGCUACGGCGCCUCGUGGCCAGAGGUCCCCCCGUGUGGAUCGAAGACAAGCACGCGCUGCCUCUGCCAGAGGGGGACACACACAUUACGCACGUGUGGUUUGCCAAAGACGGCGACGAGCGCAGCGCCAAAUUGGAUGGGGCCGUCGAAGGCGAAGCGCGCGAGCGGCUGUGGCACGAGUUGAAGCAGCUCGUAGCGGCGAUGGACAAGGACGACGCGCAGGUCCGGUGA
Hyaloperonospora brassicae is the source of this 444-nucleotide messenger RNA. Lineage: Eukaryota; Oomycota; Peronosporomycetes; Peronosporales; Peronosporaceae. The record is from the annotation of a GenBank genome assembly.